UCGGUUUUCUUUGGGGACGCAACAAAAGUCCCUCUUUUCGAGCUCCCGGGCGAGCCCUCACGCCAGAAACCCUAGGCCCCGGUUAAAAUCGAGUCCAAUCCGCUAAUCUUCUUCCGUUUCCUUGCUCGUUGUCCCUGUCAGUCCAUUGCUGCGUCAAAUUCCGUAUCUGAGGUUGGAGAGCCUGUGGCGUGAUGGAGGGCUUCAUGUUCUCGAGUCCGAUGAUCAUUUCUCCAGUUGAUGUGGAGCCUCGCAUUGCUGAUGUCGAUGAAAUGAUAGAAAGCUCUGUUGGGAGAGAAUUGUUUGAGCCGAUUUUGGAACCAUAUGAAGGCAUGGAAUUCGAAUCUGAAGAGGCUGCCAGGGCAUUUUAUCAUACAUAUGCAUCUCAGAUGGGUUUCAAAGCACGCGUUAGCUCAUUUAUCCGUUCAAAACGUGACAAAACAAUUAUUUCUCGGCAACUUGUAUGCUCAAGAGAGGGUUUUCGUUCAACAAAAGAUACAAAUGGUGAAGGCAGAACUAAACGGCCUAGAAUAAUAACUAGAGUUGGCUGUAGAGCUAUGAUUAUGGUGAAGAAGCAAAGCUCUGGAAAAUGGGUGGUCACAAAGUGCGAAAAGAUACAUAAUCAUGUUCUUGGUACACAAGGGAAAGUGGUGAUGCUGGAUUAUGAUCCAUAUCUCCAUGAGGAUGAAGAAGUGAUAGAAAACCCAGUGGGGAAUGAAACAAGUAUGAACAGUGGAGCAAUAAGUGAUGAGAUGGUAGUCCUUCCACCUGAGGGGGAACCUGGUCUUGAACCUCAUGAAGGAAUGGAGUUUGAGUCGGAACAUGAAGCACAGAUAUUCUAUAAAGAGUAUGCAAAACGUGCAGGAUUUAGAGCCCGAAUUAGCUCAUACUAUCGAUCAAAACGUGAUAAUUCAAUAAUCUCUCGGUUGCUUGUGUGUUCAAAGGAAGGAUUUCGUGCAAAGAAAGAUGAAAAUGCUGAAGAGAGACUUCAACGACCUAGAGCUGUUACAAGGAUUGGCUGUAAGGCGAUGAUAAUGGUGAAGAAGCGAGAUUCUGGAAAAUGGACUGUUUCAAAGCUAGUCAAGCAUCAUAAUCAUGAAUUGAUUCCAAGAUCAGCAUCAGAUGAUGAGUGCUCAGCGGAAGAGGAUGAUGAGUUAGUUGAAAUGGAACGGGCCUUCGUUUUACAUGAGGGCGAUGCUAUUACUGAACCAUAUGAGGGCAUGGAAUUUGAGUCUGAAGAUGAUGCAAAGAUAUUUUAUAUUGCAUAUUCAAGGCACAUUGGCUUUAACAUGCGUGUUAGUACAUACUACCGGUCAAAGCGAGAUAAAUCAAUCAUAUCUCGUUUAUUUGUGUGCUCAAAGGAGGGAUUCUAUGUGAAGAAAGAUAUGGGUGGCGAGAGUAAGAUAAAAAGACCUCGAGAAGCCACCAGGGUAGGCUGCAAAGCGAUGCUUAUGGUAAAGAAGAAUAAUUCUGGAAAGUGGGUUGUUUCAAAAUUUGAAAAAGAUCACAAUCACCCGCUUGGUUCUUUAAGCAAAAUAAGGAAGUUUCGAAAACAGAAGCUUUUAUCUGGUAGUCCAGAGGAGAUCCAGCUUGAACUAAACCAUAAUGGUAGGGAGUCACCAACUACUCGAUACAACAACUUGUGUCGUGAAGCCAUGAAAUAUGCUGAAGUUGGUGCAGCAUCUCCAGAUGUUUACAGUGUGGCAAUGCAUGCUCUACGAGAGGCUGUCGAGAAAGUUACAGCUAUUAAAAGAAAGGCAGGUGGAGUUGCAGAUCUUGGACCAGUUGUAGGUAAAUGUAGUAUAGAGAAUAGGAAUAAACAGGACAGCCAGAUUGAGCCUUCUACGCAUCUCAAUCAACAAUCUAGAACAAGAUCACACCCUUCAGAAAGCCGGUCCAAGUCAAGUUAUGACAGGCCUCCUCGGAAGAUGAGAAUCUGCAACUCAGGCAAGCAGCCUAGGGAUCAUAUCGGUAGGAGUUGUCCAUCAAAGCAGGUGCAGUUGCAGCAGAUCGACAUAGUUCCUCAUGAAUCAGUUAAUAUGCUAUUUGAUGAACCAGUCAAUGAGCUCAUCCAGAAGGGUGAUGGAUAAUAUAUAAUCAUGUAUAUCAACAGUAUAGAUGUAAAUGUAGAUACAGGUAUACUAGAUUAUGGUGACAGCUUGAAUAGAUGGCUCAUGUCUCGAUCACUAUCCACCGGUGCUGUGUAUUCAGAUACUGAUUGGUCAGAGCUCAGAGGUAAUCAGUUUUGGACAAAGGGCAGUUGUACUUAACAUGAAGGAUAAUUUCAUCUUCUAAAAUCUAAAUGACAAUUCUUUCUUUUCCUGCUAAACAAGUAUAUUAUAGUCUCCAAGUUGAUACAUACUAGUAAGAAGAAGAAUAUAUACAAGUUUGCUGUUGUUGUGGAGCAGAUUCAGAUGUAAUGUCAAGGGCCUAUAUGUCAUCUGUGAACACAAACAGCUAACCAAUAGCAUCUCAGUACCUAUCUAAGUUGUUACCUAUCAAAAAAGAAGAACAUGUACUGUUGUUGAGCA
Musa acuminata subsp. malaccensis (wild Malaysian banana) is the source of this 2528-nucleotide messenger RNA. RefSeq lists its product as uncharacterized. The record is from RefSeq and is a predicted model, not a curated record. NCBI's taxonomy places the organism in Eukaryota, Viridiplantae, Streptophyta, Magnoliopsida, Zingiberales, Musaceae.